CUUGAAGAAAAGAUAGGCAAAAAGAAGUCCCACACCAUGAAUUUUUUUUGGACUCUUCUGUAUCUCUAUUCAUAGUCACCACUCUUCACUUUUAGAAGACCUUGACUCCGGAAGUAAACGUCUUUAAAUUUCGGUGCUCUGGGAAUUAACCUGCAACAAACAAGAACUUGCCAUGUAUGAUGAACUUAAACAUGAGCUUAACUUUUACAGCUUCUGUAAUGGUGAUGCUAUGGAGUACUACCGUCCUUUCUUCCUAUGUUGCAUCUCAAGUUGCCGCAACUACCUCAGCAACAACUUUGUCGCUGGAACGGGAAGCGAAGGCUCUACUCGAAAGUGGUUGGUGGAGUAACUACAGCAACGACACUUUGCGACGUUGCAACUGGACAGGCAUCUCAUGCAAUGAUGCUGGUAGCGUCACCAAAAUUUACCCACCUUCUGCCAGUAUUAAGGUUGGUGAUAAAUUUAAGAAUAUGGACUUCUCUUGCUUUCUGAACCUUGCUUUUCUCAGUCUCGGUGGUCAUGAACUCAAUGGGACGACGGAGGAUUUUGUGUUCAAUAUAGGCAACCUGUCAACAAUAACGCACCUCGACUUGUCCAACAAUUCUUUAUAUGGUCGGUUAUCUCCUCGGCUUGGUAAUCUCACCCAGUUAGAGUUUCUUGAUUUUUCAUAUAACCAAUAUAUUGCGGGUUCUAUUCCUUCGGAAUUUGGGAAUUUGAAAAAUCUUGCCAUUUUAAAUUUGACUGGGAACCGACUUCAAAAACCGUUUCCUUCGUCUUUUUAUCUUUUGACCCACCUUACCCAUCUGCAUAUGAGCUCAAAUCAACUCCUUGGUUCCAUCCCCCUAAAAUUAGGGAAUUUAAAGAGUCUAAUGACUCUGGAUUUGUCUAAUAACUUUCUUGAUGGUUCCAUUCCUUCCACUCUUUUUCAAUUAUCCAAUUUGGUCACCAUCGAUCUAUCAUACAACAAACUUGUUGGUCAAUUAACCAAUUUGAACCGUUUAACGAAAUUGGAAAAAUUGCUUCUUGGCUUCAACAGAAUCAAUGGUUCUAUCCCUUCAAAAAUUGGAGAUUUGAAAACUUUGCUUGCUUUAUCCAUUCACUCAAAUUUUUUAGAAGGUUCUAUACCCGAGGAAAUUGGAAAUUUGAAAGCACUAGUUUCAUUGGACCUCUCUCAAAACCAGUUGAGUGGACCUAUUCCACCUCAAAUUGGUAAUUGCUUCAAUUUAGAAGAGUUGAACUUAAGCAACAACAAUUUACAAGGUCUCAUUCCCAAUCAAAUCCGAAAACUUUCGUUGCUAGACCAAGUAGAUCUUAGAAACAAUGAUUUCUCAAGUGUUGUUCCAUAUAAUCUUUAUGGGACAAAAUAUCAUUACGUAAAUUCCAGCUUUUAUAAAAAACAUGAUGAGGUCUACGGUGGCAACAAAAAUUUAACGUCCUACUCCUGUUCUCCAUUGAAGAAGAAUUGCAAUCUCCCAAUAUCUCUACCUAUUACCAUAUUCGUUGCCUUUUUUCUUUUCGGGUGUUUAUUACAAUUGUUAUUGUGGAGGUAUAAGGUCAAGGUCAAUCCAACUAGCGUACUACAAGCCACUAAGAAUGGAGGGUGUUUAUUCCAAUUAUUAUUGUGGAGGUAUAAGGUCAAGGUCAACCCAACUAGCCUACUACAAGCCAUUAAGAACGGAGACCUGUUUUCGAUAUGGAACUAUGAUGGAAAGAUUGCUUAUGAAGACAUCAUAGCAUCAACAGAUGAUUUUGACAUUCGAUACUGCAUUGGAACUGGUGGUUACGGAAGUGUCUACAGAGCACAGCUACCAAGUGGAAGAGUAGUUGCCUUGAAGAAGCUUCAUCAUCUUGAAGCUGAGGAACCAGCCGUCGACAAGAGUUUCAGAAAUGAGAUAAAAUUUUUAACAGACGUACGGCAUCGAAACAUUGUGAAACUACAUGGAUAUUGUCUUCACAAACGAUGCAUGUUUUUGAUUUACGAAUACAUGGAAAGGGGAAGCUUGUUUUUCAUGCUAAGUGAUGAUGUUCAAGCUGUGGAAUUGGAUUGGACAAAAAGAGUGAACAUUAUCAAGAGCACGGCUAACGCUUUAUCUUACUUGCAUUUUGAGUGCACGUCAAUAAUGGUUCACCGAGACAUCUCAAGUAACAACAUCCUGUUAAACUCGGACUUGGAGGCUUUUGUCUCUGACUUUGGGACUGCCAGAAUCAUAGAUCCUGAUUCUUCAAAUGAAACAAGGCUUGUUGGAACUUAUGGCUACGUAGCUCCAGAACUUGCCUACACAAUGGUUGUGACUGAAAAAUGUGAUGUUUAUAGUUUUGGAGUAUUGGCAUUGGAAACAUUGGUGGGAAAGCAUCCUGCAGAAAUUUUGUCCUUGUUGUCGGCACCAUCUUCUUUGCAAAAUAUAAUGUUAAUUGAUGUAUUAGAUCCACGUCUCUCACCUCCAACAUGUCAGCUUGUCGCACAGAAUAUUGUUCAUGUAGCUACCAUAGCAUUCGCAUGUUCACAAGCUGAUCCAAACUUACGGCCAACAAUGAAACAUGUCUCACAAAUGUUCCUUUCUUGUCAAAGAUCAUUAAGGAACCCCCUCCGAACAAUCUCUUUGCUGCAACUUGUGAACUGUGGAAUGCAUAUGGAAGGAUCAUAUCAAGCUCCACAAUGUUAGUGCCAUUAUUCGGGCAAAUGUCUUGUUGUUAAUUUUCAUAAACUGACACAGUGCAUUUUUGGUUUCAUCCUUUUCUUUUUUAUAUUUUGUCCUUACUUUUUGUUAUUUCCUCUUUCAUAUUUUCCAUGUCAUAAUUCUCCAAGUUGGUGAAGAUGUGUUCUGUUUUCCAUGUUAAA
This is a messenger RNA of Theobroma umbraticum, 2839 nucleotides long. RefSeq lists its product as uncharacterized. The record is from RefSeq and is a predicted model, not a curated record. Gene Ontology annotation, biological process: protein phosphorylation. NCBI's taxonomy places the organism in Eukaryota, Viridiplantae, Streptophyta, Magnoliopsida, Malvales, Malvaceae. Gene Ontology annotation, molecular function: ATP binding; protein kinase activity; protein binding.